This is a messenger RNA of Prorocentrum cordatum, 1401 nucleotides long. The record is from the annotation of a GenBank genome assembly. Lineage: Eukaryota; Dinophyceae; Prorocentrales; Prorocentraceae.
AUGCGGCGCAUCGCCGCCGUCCUGCGGGAGAUCGGAUGGGCGUCGCCUACGUGCUCGAGAGCAGCGCCGCGGAGGCGAUCGCGCUCCUGGAGGCCAAGGAGGAGUUCGCCAGGCGCUUCCGAGAGUCACGGAGGCCCGGCGGCGGCCACCAGGACCCGGCGCAGUGCUUCCGUUCCUCACCUCGCACUGUCCCGGUUGGACGUGUUACGCCGAGAAGGUUGUGGACCCCGCCGUGCUGAAGCACAUGGCGCCGCUGAGGCCCCCGCAGGAGGUGCAGGGGCGGCUGGUCAAGACCUGCCUGCUGGAGGCCCACAACCGGAGGCGGUUGCACCGCUGGUGGCGAUGGAGGAACCGAGCCCCCUCUUCGCCCUGGAGGGCGCCUGGUGGCUCCGCGGCCUGCCCCUGCCCGGCGGCGCCACGCCGAGCGCCGGGCCGGCUCCGCUGGAGCCCCGCGACGUGUACCACGUCUGCGUGCAGCCGUGCUUCGAUCGGAAGCUGGAGGCCGCCCGCCCCGGCUUCGAGCUCGACGGCCACCCGGACGUGCGCGAGGUGGAUACCGUCCUCGCCACCACAGAGUUGUUGGAGCUGUUCGCCAGCAGGAGCGACGGCCGUCGGUGGCGACGGCGGCGACGCCAGGUCCUCGACGGCGACGCCAGCGACGCCGCCCGCGCGCUGUCUGCGGCGCGGCCCUGCGACCUCGACGACGAGGUGCUGACAGACCUGUUGUUGGGCGGCCUGGGGUCCGCGGAGCGCGCGCAGCCGUUGUUGUGCAACGUGCGCGGCAACGCGGGGUCGGGCGGGUACUUGGAGUACGUCUUCAGGGAGGCCGCCAGCGAGCUGCUCGGAGGGGCGCGGCUGCCGCUGGCGCCGCUGGAGCUGCGGCCCAAGCAGAACGAGGACAUGCGAGAGGUGGUUUACAGGGACCCCAGCACGGGCGAGCCGCUGAUGCUGUUUGUGGCAGCGUACGGCUUCCGGAACAUUCAGAAUGUGAUCCGCCGUGUCCAGCGGGCCAGCGCGGAGCUCGGCAGCCAGUGCGGGCACUUCGUCGAGAUCAUGGCCUGCCCGGGCGGGUGCCUCAACGGGGGCGGCCAAGUGCCGCAGCCGAAGGGCAGCGCGCCCAGGAGCCAGAUUGAGAGAAGGACGCGGCUGGCCGAGCUGGAGGGCACCUUGGUCGCCGGCGAGGGCACUGCGACGGUGGAGCCCGCAGAGCACCCGCUGGUGCCAGAGCUGUACGCCCGCAUGGCCGGGGAGCCCGGCAGAGGGGGCGAGGCACCCGCCGAGCGGGUGAGGCGCCUGGUGGGCUCCCCCGCCGCGCGGCGGUGGCUCUCGGCAGAGUGGAGGAGCCUCAAGGUCGAUGUGGACGGGAACGACGUCGUUGGCACGUCCGUGCUCAAGUGGUGA